CGUAACUCUUAAAAACCAAAAAGUGUGCCCCUACAUACGCUGCUUUCACAGAUCAAAACGAGAAAAUGGACGACGACUUUGCAAAAUUGCCUGAGGAAUGUAUCUCUGAAAUUCUUUCCUUAACUUCGCCGGUGGAUGUAUCGGCAUUUUCUAUCAUUUCUAAGCGUUUCAAAUCAGCAUCAGACUCUGACAAUGCUUGGAGCAAAUUUGUGCCCUCCGAUAUUGACAACAUCAUUUCCAAAUCAUCCACUCCCUUCCCCUUUGAAUCUCCGCCCACCAAGAAGCAGCUGUUUUUUGGCCUCUCCGGGUUUUCUUUCGUCCUUGAAGAAGGCAAAAAGGUAUUUUAUCUAGACAAGCAUACAGGCAAGAAAUGCGUUAUGAUUUCACCAGCGGAACUUGAGUUCAGUGGGGCGAAUGUUUCUAAUCAGUUGCUAACCACAUAUGAUCCACAUGCCAGGUUUAAGGAGGUAGCAAAACUGACUUUAUACAAAGGUGUGUUUGACAUUACUUUGAAAAUGACAAGUCAGUUGUUAUUAUCCAAGGAAACACAUUACUCGUGUUAUUUGAUGUACAAAAUGGAAGAUGCGCGCAGCUACUGGGAUGACGAUUCAAGUGAUUAUAGCAUCACGAGUGGUAGUGACCCCUUUGAGAAUGUCACUAUGAUUGGAAAUUCUGAGAGAACUACAGAAGACGGGUGGGAGGAGAUAGAAAUCAAAUCCUUCCUUAAUAGCGGAGCAGUUGAUGAGGGCGUGGAAUUGCGAUCGUCCGUUGGCAUUGAUUCGGAUGAUGUAGAUGUAAUCGUCCAAGGUAUUGAGAUUCGGCCCCGCGAUGCCGUUAGAUGUGAUCACGAUUACGCUCGUUUUACUAUAUAUAUUUAGCAUUUAUCAAAUAAAGAUAAGCUUGGAGUAAUAUUUUUGAAAAACUCUCUAUUACUCUGUAUUAAUCAUGUCUUAGACGCAAUAUUACGAUAAAUUAUUGAGUGAAUUCCCUAAAUAGGACUAAAAAGUGGAAAAAUUGCACAAAUAGGACUACAUUUUUUAAAUUCCCUUAAUAGGACUAUUUAUGUGUGUUUGGACAAAUAUACCCGUGUAACUUGUGAAAUGUUUUAAUUAAUAAUAAAAUCAUGAAAAAAUUAAUAAAAAUCGAAAAAAAUACUAAAAAUCGUAAAAAAAUAAUAGAAAAUUAAUAAAAAUAUUUUUUAAAAUAAAUAAAAAAAAUAUUUUUUUUUAAAAAAAUAAAAAAUAAAUAAAAAAAAUCAUAAAAUUAAAAAAAAACACAUUACCACCCCUGCCACCCCCAACACCACCAUCUCCCAUCACCGGACAAAAAUAUGCCAACAUUUUAAAUAAUGCCAUAAUGAUGGCAUAAUCAAUGAAAAUGUUGGCAUAUUGAAGAGUAAUUAUGCCAUCUUUUUGGCAUUUUCAGAAAAAUAUGGCAUUUUUUUUUAUCAAAAGUGGAAGAAAUUUCACCAAUCGAAGGUGGUGGUGCUGGGAGGCGGCGGGAGGCGGUGAGAAAUGUAUCCAUAAUUUUUUUCAUUUUUUAUGGGUUUUUACUAUUUUUUAUUAUUUUUUUAAAAAAAUUAAAAAAAUAAAAAAUUAAAUUUUUUAUUUUAUAAAUGUUUUAUAAUUUUUUUUUAAUUUUUUUACGUUUUUUAAAUAUUUGUUUACGUUUUUUGUGAUUUUAUUAUGAAUUAAAGCAUUUCAUUAUGAAUUAAUACUCUUAGGGGUAUUUAGGGUAGAAAAUCAAUGUUUAGUCCUAUUUAGGGAAUUUUAAAAAUAGUAGUCCUAUUUGUGCUUUUUAGGAACUUUUUAGUCCUAUUUAGGACAAUUUCCGUAAAUUAUUUUGUUUGGAUUUGAGUUGUUGGUCAGUUUGAAGAUUAAUGUUUGUGUUAUUCUUUGUAAUUUGUAUAUGUAUAUUUAUGUGAAAAUAUGUUUUAAAAUAUAAAACGACAAUGUGAUACUCCCUUUGUUUCAAAAUCAAU
This is a messenger RNA of Cuscuta epithymum, 1981 nucleotides long. The record is from the annotation of a GenBank genome assembly. Lineage: Eukaryota; Viridiplantae; Streptophyta; Magnoliopsida; Solanales; Convolvulaceae.